Messenger RNA from Notechis scutatus (mainland tiger snake), 1392 nucleotides. The record is from RefSeq and is a predicted model, not a curated record. Lineage: Eukaryota; Metazoa; Chordata; Lepidosauria; Squamata; Elapidae.
UGAGGUAAAGCGGAGCGCGUGGUGGGGCGCCGUGGCUGCUUCGGCGGCGCAUGGAGGCGAUGCCUUGCCGCGACCGGCGCGUGGUGGGCCCGGUGGGGGUUCCGGCAGCAGAGCCCGGGAUGCCGGCGAGCGGCGAGGGCGGGCAGCGACAGCUGCGCUUCACCGAGCCCGGCCCGGGCAGCGGCGACAGUCCGAGCCCGGAUAGCAGCAGCGGCAGCGGCAGCGCCGAGGGCAGCAGAUGCUACUGCGCCGGCGGGAACGGCUGCUCCGCGGGCGGCGGCGAGGGCUCCGAGGCGGCCACGACGACGACGACGCCUCACGAGUGGCGGGGGUCGGGGUCGGGGUCGGGGUCGGCCCAGCUGAAACUGCUGCCCAUGAACGACCAGAUCCGGGAGCUGCAGACUAUCAUCCGCGACAAGACAGCCAGUAGAGGUGACUUCGUAUUUUCUGCUGAUCGCUUGAUCAGACUCGUAGUUGAAGAGGGAUUAAAUAGACUACCCUACACAGAAUGCACAGUGACCACUCCAACAGAUGUGACUGGAUUCUUUCUUCAGAUUUCUGAUUUGAAGUCAGAAUAUGAAAGACAUAUACAACUAAUUAUUCAACAACAUCAACUCAGGUACAAAUAUGAAGGAGUGAAAUUUGAAAAGGGAAACUGUGGGGUCAGCAUAAUGAGAAGUGGGGAGGCCAUGGAACAGGGCUUGCGCGAUUGCUGCCGAUCUAUACGAAUAGGGAAGAUCCUGAUCCAGAGCGACGAGGAGACGCAGAGAGCCAAAGUGUACUAUGCAAAAUUUCCGCCAGACAUCUACAGAAGGAAAGUCCUCCUCAUGUACCCCAUUCUGAGCACUGGCAACACGGUGAUCGAGGCCGUAAAGGUCCUCAUAGAACACGGGGUUCAGCCCAACGUUAUAAUCCUGCUGAGUCUCUUCUCUACCCCCCAUGGUGCCAAAUCAAUAAUCCAGGAAUUUCCAGAUAUCACAAUUUUGACAACAGAGGUUCAUCCAGUCGCUCCUACACAUUUUGGGCAGAAGUAUUUUGGAACAGACUGAAGUACUUAGCCCGUUUGUGUUUUGUUACUGUAAGAUAUUACACCAUUUUUCUACAUUUUAUAAUUUGAAGUUGAGGUAUCUAUGGGAAUAUUUAACAUCUUUGGGUUUGGUUUGGUUUUAUUUUUGUCCAAAGGUGGAAAUAGUUGACCUGCACUAAUUUUUUUAUUUAAAUGGAUAGAUACUUGAUCUUAAGUCUAGUUUUUGUUUUAAUAAUGAGAUGGGGCAAUAAAGCAGACCACAGACAUCUAAUGUUGGGUUAUUCAAAUUGUUGCCCUCUACUUUAUUUAUUCUUUGUAGCCAAUUUGGCUGAUUGCAACGGUAAAAUAAACUAACUGUGAAGGCA